Molecule: messenger RNA, 1902 nt
Organism: Tripterygium wilfordii
Lineage: Eukaryota; Viridiplantae; Streptophyta; Magnoliopsida; Celastrales; Celastraceae
Product: probable lysophospholipase BODYGUARD 3
Exons: 4
Coding region: 312-1676 (454 amino acids)
Source: RefSeq, a predicted model, not a curated record
AUGAACCAAUGAAUCCAUAUAUCUGCCUCUAUCACUUUGUCUCUCUGCCAAUCCCCUAGCUCUCUCUCUGUAUUAAGUCUUGAGAGUAGCUCUCCAACACACUUUCUUCCAAUUCAUCCAACCCUAAAGAGACGAUAUGUUUUGAUAGGGGUCAACAGCAACGUUAGAGCACCAUUGUUGUCUUGUCUCUCAUAGACAACAAUUGUUCAAUCACAUUCUGCAUGUUAUAACAACUCUAUGUGAAUUAAAAACACCAUUGUAACUCUGUAGCUACCUCUCUCGAUUUGGUGGUCUCUUUCUGUUUGAUCUAAAUGGGUUUAAUUGGGAAGAUAUUGAACGAGGCUAUAAGCUUCAUUGUGUUCUGUUUUCUGGACCUCCUUGAUUUUGUUCUCUGUUAUGUGUACAAAGUUGCAGAUUUGUUAAUCGAAGCUGAAUGGAAGCCUUGUUAUUGUUCUUCCACUAAAGAAGCGAUUACUAGUAGUGGCAAGAUCUUGGUCUCCGAACAAGGUGAGUCCAAGAUUGUUUGUAUGAAUUCGAGCAAGCUGGAGAUGGAGGAUAUCUCCGACACUCUCUACGUGCGUCCUUCGCUUGUGUCCGAGGUCUCUAGAGUAACAACUAAGGGCGAGAAGGUGAUCAUCAAGAAAGGAACGGUGAGAUCGGUCACCGUUAACUCCACCAUUGUUGAAAUGCUUCAAGGGAAGAUUAACGGAGCACAACAACCUCAAUUUAUUCCAAGGUGGUCUGAUUGUGAUUGUCAAUUGUGCAAUUCUUGGUCGUCUUCUUGCAAAGAAACCCUCUACGUCAAAGCAGAAGGUCCAAAAGGUAAUAAGGCUAAAGAAGAUGUACUUUUCAUUCAUGGGUUCAUAUCAUCAUCAGCAUUUUGGACAGAGACAUUGUUUCCAAACUUCUCCACCGCUGCAAAAUCGACUUAUCGAUUGUUCGCAAUUGAUUUACUAGGAUUUGGGAGAAGUCCUAAACCAAUUGACUCUUUUUACACAUUAAAAGAUCAUUUGGACAUGAUUGAAAGUUCAGUCAUUGAACCAUACAAAGUCAAGUCCUUCCACAUUGUGGCUCACUCUUUAGGUUGCAUCUUAGCCCUUGCACUUGCCGUCAAACACCCUGGCUCGGUCAAGUCUCUCACUCUGCUAGCACCACCAUACUACCCGGUGCCAAAGGGUGCACAGGCAGCACAAUAUGCGAUGAGAAUGAUCGCUCCGCGGAGGGUUUGGCCAGCGAUGGCGUUUUGUGCAUCGAUUGCUUGCUGGUACGAGCAUGUCUCGCGGACAGUUUGCCUGCUCAUCUGCAAGAACCACAGGUUGUGGGAAUUUCUUACCAAAUUUGUCACCAGAAACAGGAUCAGGACAUACUUGCUUGAAGGGUUCUUCAUUCACACACACAAUGCAGCAUGGCAUACCCUACACAACAUUAUUUGUGGAGCUGCCGGAAAACUUGACCGUUACCUCGACACGGUCCGCGACCGCCUGAAAUGUAACGUCACACUAAUUCAUGGCAGGAAUGACGAAUUGAUCCCAAUUGAGUGUAGCUACAAUGUCCAGAAACGAAUUCCCCGAGCGCGAGUUAAGGUGAUCGACCACAAAGAUCAUAUUACCAUUGUUAUUAAAAGACAGAAGGCAUUUGCUAGAGAACUUGAGGAGAUUUGGAGAAGAUCGAGCUGAUUAUUGCACAAGUUUGAUGAAGCAAUUGCCACCGUAUAUAUAUAUAUAUAGUAUAUGAUGUGUACUAUCCAACCAAAAUGAAUAACUUUACUAGGAUUAAUGCCUCAAUUGGCAGGUUCUCUACUACUCUUCUUCGAGUGUGUGAAGUUGAAGUAAGUCCAUAUGUGAAAAAUGUAUUAUGGCAAUAUGAGUUCGAUAAGAAGAAAAGAAAUCUCAAUUUGAAUUU